Messenger RNA from Anneissia japonica, 1263 nucleotides. Its product is annotated as signal peptidase complex subunit 1-like. Gene Ontology annotation, cellular component: signal peptidase complex; endoplasmic reticulum membrane. The transcript is spliced from 4 exons. NCBI's taxonomy places the organism in Eukaryota, Metazoa, Echinodermata, Crinoidea, Comatulida, Comatulidae. Bases 156 to 467 code for a protein of 103 amino acids. Gene Ontology annotation, biological process: protein targeting to ER. The record is from RefSeq and is a predicted model, not a curated record.
GUGCAAAUAGACACAUUUAUACAACGUUGACUUAAUAAUUCUUUUCCGAAUGUUAUGAGAGUACUUAUCAUUUCAUUACAUUUACAAGAAUAUAAUAAUUAUUAAACGUCGGCUUAAUUUAUUUGUUAUACCUGUACAUUAGGAGGAGCUCUAUUAUGGAUUUUUUAAAGUCAAUACCCUCACAUAUGGAUUUUAAAGGCCAGCAGUUAGCUGAACAAGUAUUUCAGGCAAUUAUAAUUCUAUUUGCAGUUGUAGGGUUCAUCUGGGGUUAUUUGGUUCAGCAGUUUGUUCAGACAGUUUACAUGGUUGGUGCUGGCUUUAUAUUAUCAUGCAUUCUCACAUUACCACCGUGGCCUAUGUUUAGAAGAAAUCCAUUACCAUGGCAGAAAAAGAAAGAAGAAUCUGAUGAAAAGAAAGAUGGUGCAAAAGAAAAGAGAGUAACUAAAAAGAAAGAAAAAUCAAAAUAGAUGCUUUGUGUUGUGAUAGGAGUUACUGAUUAAACAUCAAUUGAUUACUGUUGAUGGAAUCAAUCACUAUCUUACAAUUUCAUUGAAUUAUCAAUCAUUAUUGAUAAUAUUGAUAUAGUUAUGGUGACUAAUCAAAAAUCAAUUGAUUGGUCAUUAUAAAUUGAUUACAUUGGUAUUGGUUAUUGAUUAUUAGUGAUAAAUAUUGUCAGAUAUUUUCAAUUUUUCAAAAUAUCAAUUGAAUAUUGGUCUAUAUUAAUUGGUUAUUGUUAACCUUGAACAAUUUAUUAUUGGUCAAUAUACAUUGAUUAUUGGUGAUCAGUAACAUAAUAAUCAUGAAGUCAUAAUCACUCAUUGCUAAUAUGCAAUAGUCAAUAGCGAUACUGCCCAACCAAUUACUGUAUCAUAUUUAUUUUUGUUUUAUGUUGGUGUUCUGUCAAGCUAAGUUGGUAAUUGUAGGGCCUCAGUUUGGUGGUAUUUUUCAGUAUACAGUAUCAAUUUACCAAUAUCAGUUCAUUAAUAGUAUUGAUCAGAAUAUGCAGUAAACAUGUAAAUCCAAGAAAAAGCUAAGUUAAAAACAGUAGAGCGGGAGAAAAAAUCAAGAGGUGCUGCAGCUUUGGACAGCGCCCUCACUAUUGAUGGUAAAUGUCAUCAUUGAUAACCAAUAAAUUUUGAGCACUCAACAAAAAUUUUCAUAAUUUUAUUAGUAUAAUAUGCUCAUUUGAAUAUAUUUAUCUGUUUUCGGAAUAAACUGAAAAGUCUUAAAUUAUCAAGUCUUAUAAUUUAUAUGUUUGACCUA